Helianthus annuus (common sunflower) is the source of this 880-nucleotide messenger RNA. RefSeq names its product ubiquitin-conjugating enzyme E2-23 kDa. The record is from RefSeq and is a predicted model, not a curated record. The transcript is spliced from 7 exons. Gene Ontology annotation, molecular function: ubiquitin conjugating enzyme activity. Gene Ontology annotation, cellular component: nucleus. Bases 151 to 702 code for a protein of 183 amino acids. Gene Ontology annotation, biological process: protein polyubiquitination; ubiquitin-dependent protein catabolic process. Lineage: Eukaryota; Viridiplantae; Streptophyta; Magnoliopsida; Asterales; Asteraceae.
CUUUUAUCUCUGCAAAAAGGUUUCUAAUAAAACGUCGAUGAUAAUUCGCCUUUAUUUUCUGUACCCACUUUCACAUAUCGAUCUUCAUUCAUUUCAUACUCUGUUCUUCUUUACAAUCGACUACAAUUUCUGGUUUCGGAGCAACGGAAAAUGUCUUCCCCGAGCAAGAGGAGAGAAAUGGAUGUCAUGAAGUUGAUGAUGAGCGAUUACAUUGUGGAUACACCAAACGAUAGGCUCAAUGAAUUUAGUGUGGAAUUUCACGGGCCAAAAGAAAGUGCGUAUGAGGGUGGGGUGUGGAAAGUGCGUGUUGAGCUUCCCGAUGCAUAUCCAUACAAGUCUCCUUCAAUUGGAUUUGUGAACAAAAUAUUCCACCCCAAUGUGGAUGAACUGUCUGGUUCGGUAUGCUUAGAUGUCAUAAACCAAUCUUGGAGUCCAAUGUUCGAUCUUUUAAACAUUUUCGAAGUGUUUCUUCCUCAGCUUUUGCUUUACCCGAAUCCUUCAGACCCGCUCAACGGUGAUGCUGCUUCAUUGAUGAUGAAGGACAAGAAGGAAUAUGAAGAAAAAGUUAAAGAAUAUUGUGAGCGUUAUGCAAAGAACAAUGGUAAAUCUGCGGUUGAAGAAGAGGAGAGUGGUGAAGAAGAUAUCAGUGAUGGAAAUUAUAGCUCGAGUGAUGAUGAGAUUCCGGGCCGUGCAGAAUUAUGAAAAUGGAUAUUUAUCGGUUUGUAUAACUAUAUAUCGUAUUUCAACUACGGACUAUCUAUGUUGCAAUCGACUAUGAUACUGUUUUAAAACGUGUAGAAGAUGUUAAGAUACCACUGCAAAUGUAGAACAUUAGGAAUAUGAAUGUAGCUAGCUAUACUUGAGUUUGCUUUUUGUUUUU